This is a messenger RNA of Lotus japonicus, 4198 nucleotides long. Its product is annotated as PH, RCC1 and FYVE domains-containing protein 1-like. The coding region runs from base 499 to 3849 and encodes 1116 amino acids. Gene Ontology annotation, molecular function: metal ion binding. The transcript is spliced from 9 exons. NCBI's taxonomy places the organism in Eukaryota, Viridiplantae, Streptophyta, Magnoliopsida, Fabales, Fabaceae. The record is from RefSeq and is a predicted model, not a curated record.
ACUCCUUAUUCUCUCUUCCUCUGUCAGUGUUUUUUUUCUUCUUUCUCUUAUUUAUAUAUUUUUCUCUCUACUCUCUUUCUUCCAAGCCGGAGCCUGCGUUCCCCGCCGGAAUUUCUCUCGGGAACCGCUCUUCCGCCGCAAACCACCCUACCUUUUGCUUCAACCGGCUCGAAAGACGGUUUUUUUCCUCGGUCCAAGUCAGUCUCGUGAGUUGAAAGAAGAAACAAGCGGUGUGGUCGGUCUUUGACUUGGAAUCGUCAAUGGAGUUUCUGGGGUUUUGGUUUCUGCAAAGAGUAACGGAUCUGUGAAGCUUGUUUGCGUUCUACACCUAGAAUCAGAACUGGGUUUUGUUUUCUAGAGCAAGAGAGUAAGGUUUUGGUUUUGACGUGAAGGUGAAUGGUUUUGCUGAGGAGAAGAGGUUGGAGUCUUUUAUGAUGACCGGAGCUCCGGUUAGAGAUCGUAGAGGGUGGCGGCGUUUCGGUGAAUCUCUCACAUGGAAUGGCAGAUCUUGCUAGAUACGGGAAUGCCAACCGUGACAUUCAACAAGCACUAAUUGCCUUGAAAAAGGGUGCUCAACUGCUUAAAUAUGGUCGUAAGGGAAAGCCCAAGUUUUGCCCAUUUAGACUUUCCAAUGAUGGAUCAACUUUAAUCUGGAUUUCAAGUAGUGGAGAAAGAAAUCUGAAGCUAUCUUCUGUCUCAAGAAUUAUUCCUGGACAAAGAACUGCUGUUUUCAAACGUUACUUGCGUCCUGAAAAGGAGUAUUUGUCCUUUUCACUUAUUUAUGAUAGCGGAAAGCGAUCCCUUGACCUGAUUUGCAAAGAUAAAGUUGAGGCAGAAGCGUGGAUUUCUGGUCUCAAAUCACUGAUCUCUUCUGGCCAAGGUGGUCGGUCCAAAAUUGAUGGAUGGAGUGAUGAGGGCCUCAAUCUUGAUGAUAGCAGAGAUUUAACAUCAAAUAGUCCAAGCGACAGUUCAGCUAGUGCGUCACGAGACAUUAGUUCUCCUGACGUUCCUGCGAGUCUUCCAAAUACCUCACCAAAGUCCUUUUGGCCUGACAAUAUUGUAAAUUCUGAAAGGUCACAUGCACCAUCAGACUCAACAAAUAUGCAAGUAAAAGGAUCUGGUCCAGAUGCUUUUCGUGUCAGUGUUUCAAGUGCCCCCAGCACGUCUAGUCAUGGAUCUGCACCAGAUGACUAUGAUGCUCUGGGGGAUGUAUAUAUAUGGGGGGAUAUUAUCUGUGAAAACGUGCAAGUUAGUGCCGAUAAAAGUGUCAGUUAUUUCAGUCCAAGGGCAGAUGCGCUUAUCCCCAAACCCCUAGAGUCCAAUGUAGUUUUAGAUGUACAUCAUAUAGCAUGUGGAGUUAGACAUGCUUCUUUAGUCACUAGGCAAGGUGAGGUUUUUACGUGGGGUGAAGAAUCAGGAGGACGCCUUGGCCAUGGUGUUGGGAAAAAUGUGGUUCAACCUCGUCUAGUUGAAGCAUUGACUUCUACAACUGUUGAUUUUGUUGCCUGUGGGGAGUUCCAUUCCUGUGCUGUUACAGUGGCCGGUGAACUAUAUACAUGGGGUGAUGGUACUCAUCAUGCUGGGCUGCUUGGUCAUGGAACUGAUGUUAGUCAUUGGAUACCAAAGAGAAUUGCCGGUCCAUUAGAGGGACUUCAAAUUGCAUCUGUUGCCUGUGGUCCGUGGCACACUGCCUUGAUAACUUUAAGUGGGCAGCUCUUUACAUUUGGUGAUGGAACUUUUGGUGUCUUGGGUCAUGGUGAUAGGGGAAACAUUUCAUGUCCUAGAGAAGUGGAAUCCUUAUCAGGGCUGAGGACAAUAGCUGUUGCAUGUGGAGUGUGGCACACUGCAGCCGUGGUAGAGGUUAUUGCAACGCAAACUAGUGCGAGUUUAUCAUCAGGUAAAUUGUUUACUUGGGGUGAUGGAGACAAAAAUCGCCUUGGGCAUGGGGAUAAGGAGGCACGACUUAAACCAACUUGUGUGCCUGCACUUAUUGAGUACAAUUUUCAUAAAAUUGCUUGUGGACACAGUUUGACAGUAGGCCUGACAAUAUCUGGACGUGUUUUUACCAUGGGAAGUACUGUAUAUGGUCAGCUUGGGAAUCCCAAGUCUGAUGGAAAGCUGCCCUGCUUGGUUGGAGACAAGAUUGCUGGGGAGUCCGCUGAAGAAAUCGCAUGUGGUGCAUAUCACGUGGCUGUUUUAACAUCCAAAAAUGAAGUUUACACUUGGGGUAAGGGUGCAAAUGGGAGAUUGGGUCAUGGAGAUCUUGAAGAUCGAAAAACACCAACUCUGGUUGAAGCAUUGAAGGACCGACAUGUGAAAUAUAUUGCAUGUGGUUCAAACUACUCGGCUGCCAUAUGCCUUCAUAAGUGGGUAUCUGGUGCUGAGCAGUCUCAAUGCUCUGCCUGUAGACAGGCAUUUGGCUUCACUAGAAAGAGGCACAAUUGUUACAACUGUGGACUUGUGCACUGCCAUUCAUGCAGUUCAAGGAAAGCAUUAAGAGCAGCACUAGCUCCUAAUCCUGGCAAGCCAUAUCGUGUUUGUGAAUCUUGUUAUGUAAAAUUGAACAAGGUUGCAGAAACUAACCAUAAUAAUCGGAGGAGUGCUUUGCCACGUCUGUCGGGUGAAAACAAGGAUAGGUUAGACAAGUCUGAGCUAAGAUUGUCCAAGUCAGUAAUUCCUUCUAACAUGGAUUUGAUAAAGCAGCUAGAUAGUAAGGCAGCCAAACAAGGAAAGAAGGCUGAUACAUUCUCACUAGUUCGCUCCUCGCAAGGACCUUCCUUGCUACAGCUGAAAGAUGUUGUAUUCUCGACUGCUGUUGAUCUGAAACGAACUGUUCCAAGACCGGUGGUUGCACCAUCUGGAGUAAGUUCAAGGUCUGUGUCCCCUUUCUCUCAGAGACCAAGCCCUCCUCGUUCUGCUACACCUAUUCCAACAACAUCAGGGCUUUCCUUCUCCAAAAAUAUUGCUGAUAGGUUAAAGAAAACAAAUGAAAUUUUAAAUCAGGAAGUGCAGAUGUUACGUGCUCAGGUUGAGAGCCUGAGGAAGAGAUCUGAACUACAAGAGUUAGAGCUUCAAAGGUCAACAAAAAAGACACAAGAAGCUUUGGCACUGGCUUCUGAGGAAUCUGCUAAAUCUAAAGCUGCAAAAGAAGUUAUAAAGUCACUUACGGCACAGCUCAAAGAUCUGGCUGAGAGGCUUCCUCCUGGAGUUUAUGAUGCUGAGAACAUUAGACCACCUUACCAGCCAAAUGGCAUCCACUAUCCAGACUCAAAUGGGGAGCAGCACUCCAAGGCAGAAUUAAUCAGCAGCCCUAGUUCGGCUUCCAUAGGACUUGGAUCCUCGCUGUCGAAUGGAAAUUUGGGGAAUUUUGCAGGAGCCAAUGGAACCAAUAGUCACGAGCAAAUCCGUACCCUCGUGACCUCUAAUGGGACCAAUAAUUAUCCAGGUGUGAAAUUUCCAAAUGGUGGUGCUGAUUUUCAGGCAAGCAGCAAUAUCAUAUCAGGCACUGUUGAUGGAAGGGAUUCUGGGAAUUUCCAAGAUGAUGAGAGUGGUCUGAAAUCAAAGAAUGCUGUGCUGGCUGCUAAUAGUAAUCAUAUUGAGGCAGAGUGGAUUGAACAGUAUGAACCUGGUGUCUAUAUAACCCUUGUGGCCCUGCGUGAUGGAACUAGAGAUCUGAAGCGAGUACGAUUCAGCCGGAGGAAAUUCGGAGAGAACCAAGCAGAGAUUUGGUGGUCAGAGAACCGGGAGAAGGUAUAUGAAAAAUACAAUGUUCGUAGUGGGGACAAGUCUUCCAGCCAAGCAGCACUUAGGGAAGAGGGCGCUGGUUCUCCUGUUUCCCGAAAAGCUUAGGAAGGUAGCGGGAGGGAAAUUCUCCAUUAACAGAUUUUGUCACAACUGAACAAAUUGUAGAGAAAGCAAGGAUGAAUACGAAGAAAAGAGGAAAUCCUUUUCUUAGGGGUGGUUAUAUCUAUCCUUAAUCUCUUAUCAAUCCCUCUAAUUAAUUGUCUUCCAUCUAAUUUGGGUAAAUGCCCUUUCCAUAUCUUUUGUAGUGUAGUGUAUAUAAAAUCAUUAGUUCUCCAUUUAACCUUCCCUAUUUUUUGUUGUUAUUUUAUCACAUUUUUCUUUUCUUACCAUAUGUACACUCCAUGCAUUCAGACGUGUUCAUGGUUUUUAUAUCAUUCAUUCAUUUUUUUUUAUC